AGUCUGUAACUCCAUUCCUAGGAGAGCCUAUGCCUUCUUCUGGCCUCUGUGGGCGCUGCACAGAGGCCAGAGUUACACAGAAUUACACAGGCAUCCAUGCAAGCAGAGCACCCACACACAUGAAAUAAUAGUUACAACAAUGGAAAAACUGUGUGAAUCUGUUUUUGUUAGUUUGUGUUUUGAUCUUUAGACCAGGCUGGCCUCGGAUGCACAGAGAUCCAUCUGCCUCUUCCUCCCCAGUGCUGGGAUUAAAGGUGUGCACUAUCCCUGCCUUGUAUGAAAACUGUUCUUUGAUUUUUUUACUGUUACUUAACAAAAUAUCUCAGAGUUUAGUCAUUCGUCUCAUAAACACAAACAUAAAUAAAUAAUUAAAUGAUUUUUUUUAAGUGGGCUGAAGAAAUGGCUCUGCUGGAAAGACUGUACUUUUCUUUCAGAGGAUCAAAGUUUGGUUUCCAGCAUCCACAUUGGGUGUCACAUAACUACCUAAUUUUCACAACUCCAGCUCCAGGAGGAUCUGAUAGCCUUGAUUUUCCUUUGUGCUCAUGCGCAUAUACCCAAGGCACAGACACACAGAUACACAUAAUUAAAGAUAAUAACAUUCAAAAAUUGUGUGUCCCGGUGUGGGUAUGUCCAUGUGAGUGCAGGUACCUGUGGAGGCCAGAAGAGAAAAUGAGUUGAUCCUCUGGCUGGGUCUGGAGUUACAGGUAGUGUGAGCUGUCCUGCAUGUGUGCUGCGGUUGAACUCUUGUUCUUUGUAAGAGCAAUAAAUGCUGAGCCAUCUCUUCGGACCCUAAAAUAAUAGAAAAUAAAAUGGAUUGGUAAUGUGGCUCAGUGGUGGAACAUUUGCUUAGCAUAUUUUAUCCUGUGUUCAGGCAGUCACACUACACACUGAAUGUUUAAAAGCUCUGAAUGAAAGUGACAGUAUUAUCUGGGAUAUGUCAAGGAUUUGUCAGUCAAGACCAGGAGAUCUUACUGAUGUCAUAACGUAGCAGAAGUGUUAAGCUCAUUAAGGUAACUCGUGAUUUUGGUGUUUGCUGUGUGACUGCAGCUGCUGUUAUGCAGUUUUCCAUAUGUGGAGUUGGGAGGCUUUGUCUGGGGGUUGGUUGACUUUCCUAUAGCUGCUUGAAAGGAGGGGGCUCUUGUUGACUUUGUUUUCCACCAGGAAGGCGCUAUAUGCAGACAUAAACAAGUGGAUAUUAGCAGACACAGACCAGCCCUGAUUCCUCCCAUUUGUUUGUACCCCAAGCUGGUUUCUAGAGCUUUUAUGAGAUGGACUCAGGCAGCCAAGGCUGGCUUCAAAUUCAUUAUGUGCCUGAGAAUGACCCUGAACACCACCCUUCACCUCCCAAAUGCUAGGAUGACAGGAGUGGAAUAUAUUGUUUGACUUUUUUUGAGGGGUAGGGUGGGGACUGUUUAGGUCUUAUUAUAUAGUCUAGCUGGUCUGGAAUUCAGUUGAAGCUCCUGUUAGCAUUGAUGUUUGGGUCCUUCUUUCUGCCUCACUCUCUCUCCUAUGUGCUAAGGUAGGGUAUGUGCCACCAUGGUCAGCUAACAGUUUGACUUUUGUGUUCACCAGUCAGUGUGGUAAAAUUGCUCAGGGUGUAGCUUGGUUUGUAGAGUGCUUGUUGGCACAUAUGAUGAAAUCCUGGGUUUCAUACAGCAUAAACCAGCAUGGUGGUGCAUGCCUGUAACCCCAGCACUUAGGAGGUGGAGGCACUAGGAUUAGAGCAGUGUAGGGUUAAGCUGGGUGUGGUGGUGCAGGCUUUUAAUCCCAGAACAAGAAGCAAAGUUAGCAGAGGUAGGUGAGUUUGAGGUCAACCUAAUCUAUAUAGUUCCAGGUCAGCUAGGCUACAUAGUGAGUCUGUAUGUCUCAAAAACACAAAUAAACGAAAUCCUCAAGUCCAGCAACAGAAAAACAAGCAGUGUGCCCAUUUUUAACAGUGGUGACUGACUGUCAGUUUUAAGUUGUUUUGCCAGCUGGGUAUGCUUCACUGGCUCAGGAAGCAGGUGGCUACAUGACAGUUGCUGCAUCACCUGUGACAGUGGGAGGUGUCAAUCAGGGACAUCUGAUGUGCUUCUUGUGUGUCCUAAAAGUCUCAGGAGAAUUGCACGGUGGGCCAUCUCACUGUGCCCUUGGAGUUUAAAUCUGGAAUCAGGUGGACAUGUGUGGUGUUGAUGACAGCCACUGCUAUUUACUCCCCAGCUCAUCCUCUGUCAGCAAGAGGUUCAGUGACCUCUGUAGGUAUUGUCCUGUCGCUCCCUCCUUCUCUCUCGUACAUCGUCCUCUGUGCCCCUGGUGGGGCCUAGUGGGGCUGGAACCAACCUUAAACAAGAGAAAGGAUAUGGACAGAUGUGUGUAACCUUACUGCAGAUGUGGGGACCGAGCACAGUCUAGCCAGUGGUAAAAAGCCCAUCCCAGGGGUGGAUAUAGCUUAUAUCCUUGUAGCCCCUCCCCCAGUCACUGUUGAGUUCAUAAAGCUCCCUGAGGAGGAUGAGGCCAGCCUGGUUCUCUCGGAGCCUAUGGAGACCAGUGCCUGUAGCUCCAGUAAAGAUGUCUACUCCAGACCCACCCUUGGGUGGGACUCCUCGGCCUGGUCCUUCCCCAGGCCCUGGUCCUUCACCUGGUGCAAUGCUGGGUCCUAGCCCUGGCCCCUCACCAGGUUCUGCCCACAGCAUGAUGGGGCCAAGCCCAGGACCUCCUUCAGCAGGACAUCCCAUGCCCACCCAGGGGCCUGGAGGGUACCCCCAGGACAACAUGCAUCAGAUGCACAAGCCUAUGGAGUCCAUGCACGAGAAGGGCAUGCCUGAUGACCCACGAUACAACCAGAUGAAAGGGAUGGGCAUGCGGUCAGGGGCCCACACAGGCAUGGCACCUCCACCUAGUCCCAUGGACCAGCAUUCUCAAGGUUACCCCUCACCCCUCGGCGGCUCUGAACAUGCCUCCAGUCCUGUCCCAGCCAGUGGCCCAUCUUCAGGCCCCCAGAUGUCCUCUGGGCCAGGAGGGGCCCCACUAGAUGGUUCUGAUCCCCAGGCCUUGGGACAGCAAAACAGAGGCCCAACCCCAUUUAACCAGAACCAGCUGCAUCAACUCAGAGCUCAGAUAAUGGCCUACAAGAUGUUGGCCAGGGGCCAGCCAUUGCCCGACCACCUGCAGAUGGCCGUGCAAGGCAAGCGGCCGAUGCCUGGAAUGCAGCAACAGAUGCCAACACUACCUCCACCCUCAGUGUCCGCCACAGGACCCGGACCUGGACCCGGCCCUGGCCCUGGCCCUGGCCCAGGACCAGCCCCUCCAAAUUACAGUAGACCCCAUGGUAUGGGAGGGCCCAACAUGCCUCCCCCAGGACCCUCAGGUGUGCCCCCCGGGAUGCCUGGUCAGCCGCCUGGAGGGCCUCCCAAGCCAUGGCCUGAAGGACCCAUGGCCAAUGCUGCUGCCCCCACAAGCACCCCACAGAAGCUGAUUCCUCCGCAACCAACAGGCCGUCCUUCACCUGCACCUCCUGCUGUCCCGCCUGCUGCCUCACCUGUAAUGCCACCACAAACACAGUCCCCAGGGCAGCCAGCCCAGCCUGCUCCAUUGGUGCCACUGCACCAGAAGCAGAGCCGAAUCACCCCCAUCCAGAAGCCCCGAGGCCUUGACCCUGUGGAGAUCCUACAAGAGCGGGAGUACAGGCUUCAGGCUCGAAUCGCACACAGAAUUCAGGAACUUGAAAACCUCCCUGGGUCCCUGGCUGGGGACCUUCGAACCAAAGCAACCAUCGAACUCAAGGCCCUUAGGUUGCUGAACUUCCAGAGGCAGCUGCGCCAGGAGGUGGUGGUGUGCAUGCGAAGAGACACAGCCCUGGAGACAGCCCUCAAUGCCAAGGCCUACAAGCGCAGCAAACGUCAGUCACUACGGGAGGCCCGCAUCACUGAGAAGUUGGAGAAGCAGCAGAAGAUUGAACAGGAGCGCAAGCGCCGCCAGAAGCACCAGGAGUACCUCAACAGCAUUCUGCAGCAUGCCAAGGACUUCAGGGAGUAUCACAGAUCAGUCACAGGCAAACUCCAGAAACUCACCAAGGCUGUGGCCACCUACCAUGCCAACACUGAGCGGGAGCAGAAGAAAGAAAAUGAGCGCAUUGAGAAGGAGCGAAUGCGGAGGCUUAUGGCUGAAGAUGAGGAGGGCUACCGCAAACUCAUUGACCAGAAGAAGGACAAGCGCCUGGCCUACCUUCUGCAGCAGACAGAUGAGUAUGUGGCCAACCUCACAGAGCUGGUGCGGCAGCACAAAGCUGCCCAGGUUGCCAAGGAGAAGAAGAAGAAAAAGAAAAAGAAGAAGGCAGAAAAUGCUGAAGGACAGACACCUGCUAUUGGACCAGAUGGUGAGCCUCUGGAUGAGACCAGCCAGAUGAGUGACCUCCCUGUGAAGGUGAUCCACGUGGAGAGUGGCAAGAUCCUCACUGGCACAGAUGCCCCAAAAGCCGGGCAGCUGGAAGCCUGGCUUGAAAUGAACCCAGGGUAUGAAGUAGCCCCCAGGUCAGACAGUGAAGAAAGUGGCUCUGAAGAGGAGGAGGAGGAGGAGGAAGAGGAGCAGCCUCAGCCCGCACAGCCCCCUACACUGCCUGUGGAAGAAAAGAAGAAGAUUCCAGACCCAGACAGCGAUGAUGUCUCUGAGGUGGACGCCCGACACAUUAUUGAGAACGCCAAGCAAGAUGUGGACGAUGAGUACGGUGUGUCCCAGGCCCUUGCUCGUGGCCUGCAGUCUUACUAUGCUGUGGCCCAUGCAGUCACAGAGAGAGUAGAUAAGCAGUCCGCCCUCAUGGUCAACGGUGUCCUCAAACAGUACCAGAUCAAGGGUUUGGAGUGGCUGGUGUCCCUGUACAACAACAACCUGAAUGGCAUCCUGGCUGAUGAGAUGGGGCUGGGGAAGACCAUCCAGACCAUCGCGCUCAUCACAUACCUCAUGGAGCACAAGCGCAUCAACGGGCCUUUCCUCAUCAUCGUGCCUCUCUCGACACUGUCAAACUGGGCGUAUGAAUUUGACAAGUGGGCCCCCUCUGUGGUGAAGGUUUCUUACAAGGGCUCUCCAGCUGCAAGGCGAGCUUUUGUCCCACAGCUUCGCAGUGGGAAGUUCAACGUCUUACUGACCACCUAUGAAUAUAUCAUCAAAGACAAGCAUAUCCUAGCCAAGAUCCGCUGGAAGUACAUGAUUGUGGAUGAAGGCCACCGCAUGAAAAACCACCACUGCAAGUUGACGCAGGUCCUUAACACACACUACGUGGCCCCUCGGCGCCUGCUUCUUACAGGCACACCACUGCAGAACAAGCUACCGGAGCUCUGGGCCCUGCUUAACUUCCUGCUCCCCACUAUCUUCAAGAGCUGCAGCACCUUCGAACAGUGGUUCAAUGCACCCUUUGCCAUGACUGGAGAAAAGGUGGACCUGAAUGAAGAGGAGACUAUCCUCAUUAUUCGUCGCCUACACAAAGUUCUGCGGCCCUUCCUGCUGCGGCGGCUCAAGAAGGAAGUUGAAGCCCAGCUCCCUGAGAAGGUAGAGUAUGUCAUCAAAUGCGACAUGUCAGCCCUGCAGCGUGUGCUGUACCGUCACAUGCAGGCCAAAGGUGUGCUGCUGACUGACGGCUCCGAGAAGGACAAGAAGGGCAAAGGUGGCACCAAGACACUGAUGAACACUAUUAUGCAACUGCGUAAGAUCUGCAACCACCCCUACAUGUUCCAGCACAUCGAGGAGUCCUUUUCUGAGCACUUGGGGUUCACCGGCGGCAUCGUGCAAGGAUUGGACCUUUACCGUGCCUCAGGGAAAUUUGAACUUCUUGAUAGAAUUCUACCCAAACUCCGUGCAACGAACCAUAAAGUGCUCCUCUUUUGCCAAAUGACCUCCCUCAUGACCAUCAUGGAAGACUACUUUGCAUACCGUGGCUUCAAAUACCUCAGGCUUGAUGGAACCACAAAAGCAGAAGACCGGGGCAUGCUGUUGAAAACCUUUAAUGAACCUGGCUCUGAGUAUUUCAUUUUCCUGCUCAGUACCCGUGCUGGGGGGCUGGGCCUGAAUCUGCAGUCAGCUGACACUGUGAUCAUCUUUGACAGUGACUGGAAUCCCCACCAGGACCUGCAAGCACAGGAUCGAGCCCAUCGCAUUGGACAGCAGAAUGAGGUGCGUGUUCUUCGCCUGUGCACGGUCAACAGUGUGGAAGAGAAGAUACUGGCUGCUGCCAAAUACAAACUCAAUGUGGAUCAGAAGGUGAUCCAGGCAGGCAUGUUCGACCAGAAGUCGUCCAGCCAUGAGAGGCGUGCCUUCCUGCAGGCCAUCCUGGAGCACGAGGAGCAGGAUGAGAGCAGACACUGCAGCACGGGCAGCGGCAGUGCCAGCUUCGCCCACACUGCCCCUCCGCCAGCGGGCGUCAACCCCGACUUGGAGGAGCCACCUCUAAAGGAGGAAGAUGAGGUGCCUGAUGAUGAGACCGUCAACCAGAUGAUUGCCCGGCACGAAGAAGAGUUUGACCUCUUCAUGCGCAUGGACUUGGACCGCCGGCGUGAAGAAGCCCGCAACCCCAAGCGGAAGCCACGCCUGAUGGAAGAGGAUGAGCUCCCAUCCUGGAUCAUCAAGGAUGAUGCCGAGGUGGAGCGGCUGACAUGUGAAGAGGAAGAGGAGAAGAUGUUCGGCCGUGGUUCUCGCCACCGCAAGGAGGUAGACUACAGCGACUCACUGACAGAGAAGCAGUGGCUCAAGACCCUGAAGGCUAUCGAGGAGGGCACGCUGGAGGAGAUCGAAGAGGAGGUCCGGCAGAAGAAAUCUUCACGUAAGCGUAAGCGAGACAGCGAGGCCGGCUCCUCCACCCCGACCACCAGCACCCGCAGCCGUGACAAGGAUGAGGAGAGCAAGAAGCAGAAGAAACGUGGGCGGCCACCUGCUGAGAAGCUGUCCCCAAACCCACCUAACCUCACCAAGAAGAUGAAGAAGAUCGUGGAUGCUGUGAUCAAGUACAAAGACAGCAGCAGUGGACGUCAGCUCAGCGAGGUGUUCAUCCAGCUCCCCUCUCGCAAGGAGCUUCCUGAGUACUAUGAGCUCAUCCGAAAGCCUGUGGACUUCAAGAAGAUCAAGGAACGCAUCCGAAACCACAAGUACCGCAGCCUCAAUGACCUGGAGAAGGAUGUGAUGCUGCUGUGCCAGAACGCUCAGACGUUCAACCUCGAGGGUUCCCUGAUCUAUGAGGACUCCAUCGUCCUGCAGUCUGUCUUCACCAGCGUACGGCAGAAGAUUGAGAAGGAGGACGACAGUGAAGGCGAGGAAAGCGAGGAGGAGGAGGAGGGCGAGGAGGAAGGCUCCGAGUCUGAGUCCCGCUCCGUCAAGGUGAAGAUCAAGCUGGGCCGCAAGGAGAAGGCCCAGGACCGACUCAAGGGGGGCCGCCGGCGGCCAAGCCGGGGAUCCCGGGCCAAGCCGGUUGUGAGUGACGAUGACAGUGAGGAGGAGCAGGAGGAGGACCGCUCAGGAAGUGGCAGUGAGGAAGACUGAACCAGACAUUCCUGAGUCCUGACCCCGAGGCGCUCGUCCCAGCCAAGAUGGAGUAGCCCUUAGCAGUGAUGGGUAGCACCAGAUGUAGUUUCGAACUUGGAGAACUGUACACAUGCAAUCUUCCACAUUUUUAGGCAGAGAAGUAUAGGCCUGUCUGUCGGCCCUGGCCUGGCCUCGAGUCUCUACCAGCAUUAACUGUCUAGAGAGGGGACCUCCUGGGAGCACCAUCCACCUCCCCAGGCCCCAGUCACUGUAGCUCAGUGGAUGCAUGCGCGUGCCGGCCGCUCCUUGUACUGUAUCUUACUGGACAGGGCCAGCUCUCCAGGAGGCUCACAGGCCCAGCGGGUAUGUCAGUGUCACUGGAGUCAGACAGUAAUAAAUUAAAGCAAUGACAAGCCA
Molecule: messenger RNA, 7899 nt
Organism: Mus musculus (house mouse)
Lineage: Eukaryota; Metazoa; Chordata; Mammalia; Rodentia; Muridae
Gene: Smarca4
Product: SWI/SNF related, matrix associated, actin dependent regulator of chromatin, subfamily a, member 4
Exons: 35
Coding region: 2488-7500 (1670 amino acids)
Biological process (GO): positive regulation of transcription of nucleolar large rRNA by RNA polymerase I; RNA polymerase I preinitiation complex assembly; negative regulation of cell growth
Cellular component (GO): chromatin; nBAF complex; SWI/SNF complex
Molecular function (GO): ATP binding; ATP hydrolysis activity; nuclear androgen receptor binding
Source: RefSeq, a predicted model, not a curated record